Messenger RNA from Ilyonectria robusta, 534 nucleotides. RefSeq names its product RNAse P Rpr2/Rpp21/SNM1 subunit domain-containing protein. The record is from RefSeq and is a predicted model, not a curated record. Gene Ontology annotation, cellular component: nucleolar ribonuclease P complex. Gene Ontology annotation, biological process: tRNA processing. The coding region runs from base 1 to 534 and encodes 177 amino acids. The transcript has 2 exons. Lineage: Eukaryota; Fungi; Ascomycota; Sordariomycetes; Hypocreales; Nectriaceae.
AUGGCCGUCGUAAAGGGCCCGCAAGGGGUCCAGAAUCGACACAUUUACAACCGAGCCUCAUACCUUUACCAAGCCGCAUCAUACCUCGCCAGUCAGCAUCCUCAUCACCCUCACGAUGCUGCAACAAAAUCAUCAUCCGCUAGCCAAGAGCACAGUGCUUCGACACCAAGAGCCAAUGGGCAGAGUUCGUUGCACAACCUAUCCCGCCAAAUGAUCUCCAGCAUGCGGGCUGUGACCUUGAAGGCGCAAAUUCGCCAAACACCGGCCCUGAAGCAAACCAUCUGCAAAUUUUGCGACACCGUCCUGGUCGAAGGCAGGACCUGCACCUCCACUGUGGAGAACGCCAGCAAAGGCGGUAGGAAACCGUGGGCGGACGUUCUCACGAUUCGGUGCAAGACGUGCAGUCAUGUCAAGAGAUAUCCAGUCAGUGCUCCUAAGCAGAAGAGGCGUGCCCUGAGGAACCUAAAUCAGGCAGAGCCGGCAAAGGACUCACCUGAAGAUGGCGAAGUCCAAGAAGUAUCUCCGACAACAUGA